Pseudophryne corroboree (corroboree frog) is the source of this 1504-nucleotide messenger RNA. It is a transcript of the gene AMBP, whose product is annotated as alpha-1-microglobulin/bikunin precursor. Gene Ontology annotation, molecular function: serine-type endopeptidase inhibitor activity. Lineage: Eukaryota; Metazoa; Chordata; Amphibia; Anura; Myobatrachidae. The record is from RefSeq and is a predicted model, not a curated record. The transcript is spliced from 10 exons. The coding region runs from base 125 to 1144 and encodes 339 amino acids.
GAGACAUUGAAUCCUGUGUACAGAUGUUUAGCCCUAGCGAGAGCACACAUCCCACAAAGUAUACAGCCAGCAGAGUGUCCGCAGCAGAUUCACUCCAAGGGGACCAGAGACUGCGACGCUGACCAUGAAGAUGCAUUUAUUUCUCCUGGCUGCUGUCCUGGCGUCAGUGACCGCUGACCCAGCGCAGGCCGAUGUCCCAACACAGGAGAAUUUUGAUGUCACAAGGUUCUUUGGAAAGUGGUACGAUGUCGCCAUCGGUUCCACGUGUAAAUGGCUCAUGGCCUACAAGGACAAAUACGACAUGGGGACUAUGGAGCUCUACGAGGGUCAGACGGACAAUGAGCUCCAAGUCAUCAGCACAAGGAUGAGACGUGGAAGAUGCUCACAAUAUAAUAGCUCAUAUGAAAAAACAGAUGUUCCUGGGAAAUUCAAUUACUUCAUAGAAAAAUACGGUGCAGAAUUCAAGACUUAUGUUGUUUUCACCAAUUACUACGAGUACGCAACGUUGCUGAUGAGGAAAACGAAGAGAGGCGAAACCACCACCACAGUUAAAUUGUACGGACGCACCCCAGAGCUAAGGCAAAGUCUUAUCGAUGACUUCAAGCAGUUCGCUAUGGAGCAGGGUGUUCUGGAGGAAGCCAUCUUUACUCUGCGCAACAAAGGUGAAUGCUCGCCAGGGGACAUUGAGGUGACACACAGGAGAUCCCAGAGAGCAGCCGCUAAUGAGGAAGAGGAGGGGUCUGGAGGAUUGGAUAAUACCGCAUUCACCAAAAACAGGGCAGCCUCUUGUCAUGUGGACCCAGCUCCUGGCCCGUGCUUGGGAUCAAAAGUGCGCUAUUUCUACAACUCUUCUUCCAUGGCCUGCGAGACUUUCCGAUAUGGUGGCUGCCUUGGAAACUACAAUAACUUUGAGACGGAACGAUAUUGUCUUCAGACGUGCAGAACAGAGGCGGCCUGUCGUUUACCCAUCGUGACCGGUCCAUGCAAAGUAUCCCAGAACCGCUGGGCCUUCGACUCUACUGUAGGGAAAUGUAUCGCCUUCCAAUAUGGCGGCUGCAAAGGAAAUGGGAAUCACUUCUACACGGAGAAGGAAUGCAAGGAGUACUGUGGGAUACCGGCAAAUGACAACGAAGAAUUUAUUUAAGGUAGAAUUGACGGCUGGAGGACUUCCCGAACUGUCCAGUCCUCCCCCCUCCCAAACUCAAAUACUGUAAGAGGUCAAAAUGCAUAGAGAAAUGAGAGUAAUCAAAUGUAAAAUGUCCAAAUGAACGGUUUAUUAUUUCAUCAUUGAUUGUAUUAGAUGCGAUUGGUUGUGGGGUCUUUAAAUCACGCUCAACAAGCAACACAUUGGCGUUCUGUAGUCCCAAAGAAUGACUACACAUAUGGGGGCAAUUCCUGGGGACUACGCCAAUUUCACAUACUGAACGUGGAUUGCUAGUGCAGGAAUGUGGAAAACUGGCCCUUGCAAAACGUUUUUACAAAUAAACUACUAUUGUGUCUCUAG